AUGGACGCUUCUCCUGCGGCUUUGAUAAAGGCUCUGGUCCCCAAAAUCCCGUUGCUGGGUAAGACCGCAUUCUCCCAUACUCUAGGUUUUUCAGAGCAGUCGAGCAAAUGGGAUUUGCGGACUGCCAUGACUAUCAACGUCAUCCGCUCCUUCAUCAUCGAUACGCCACCAAGUGCAAUAUCGAAAACUCAGAAACUAACUCUGAGAGAUCCGGGAGUAAAGGGCAGAAUGUGGAUUAGUAGGACAACUUUGUCGACGCCUAAGGAGGACGAUGUGACGCAAGCCCUAUUUUCCGCAAUUGAGACCAUGAAAGAGCCAGGUGCACCACGGGGAGGGUUCAAACAUCCAUCAAUGGUGCCAGUAGAAGCAGAGUGGACGGGCUACCGGUCUGGAGCAACAAAAGCAUCAACCGAGCUUAGGAUCUCAGAGAAAGAGAAAUAUAGAGAACUAAUGAAGGAAGCCACCUCUUCAACUACAGUCCUCUAUUUCCAUGGAGGAGCAUAUUAUCUUAUGGAUCCUUGUUCGCACCGUGUUACUUGUAAGAAACUGGCCAAAUUAACGAAAGGCCGAUGUCUUUCGGUCCGCUAUAGACUUGCUCCCCAAGCUGCUUUUCCAACUCAGCUUCUCGACGCUCUAGUGUCAUACCUCAACCUCUUAUACCCUUGCUCGGAUGCCUUUCAUGACUCUGUAAAACCAGAACAUAUUGCAUUUGCAGGCGACUCAGCAGGUGGAAAUCUAGCACUUGCACUCCUACAACUCCUGCUAGAAUUCAAACGACAGGACCGUAAAGUCAUGUGGAACGGUGCUGAGAGAGAAAUCCCUCUCCCAGCAGGAGUAGCUACCGCGUCAGCAUGGUGCGAUAUAACUCAUUCAUCUCCCUCAUGCUCUACAAAUCGACAUUACGACUAUCUCCCUUCUCAUCAUGAUGUGCCUGCCACUGGUCGCGUCUAUCCAGCAUGCGAUAUAUGGCCGACCAACCCGCCUCGAAAACAACUAUACGCAGACGACGCAGUCCUCACACAUCCUCUAGUGUCUCCAAUUAUCGCAAAGUCCUGGGAGGGUUCUUGUCCCAUCUACAUGCAAACGGGCGAAGAGCUCUUAAGCGACGAAGACAAAUACGUCACUUACAAAGCAGCGAAGCAAGGUGUUCCUGUUGUGUACGAGGAAUAUGAAGCGAUGCCUCAUUGUUUUGCGAUGCUUCUUGAGGCUCUGCCUUCAAGUAGGUUGUUUUUCGAUCGCUGGGCAGGAUUCAUUUCAGAUGUCACCAAUGGACGGGAAGUCGUCACCAAGGGGACCUUGAUAAGGGCGAAAACUAUGGCAGAAGAGACUGUGGAUCUGGGGAAGCUGAGCAGUUUUACUGAUGAAGAGGUUUUGGGGAGGAUGAACUCAAGAGUGGAGAAGAUGACGGCACAGAAACCGGAUCAGAUUUCGAAGCUGUAA
Molecule: messenger RNA, 1440 nt
Organism: Glarea lozoyensis ATCC 20868
Lineage: Eukaryota; Fungi; Ascomycota; Leotiomycetes; Helotiales; Helotiaceae
Product: alpha/beta-Hydrolase
Exons: 1
Coding region: 1-1440 (479 amino acids)
Molecular function (GO): hydrolase activity
Source: RefSeq, a predicted model, not a curated record